AUGUCGCAUUCACCCCCUGAUCUCGAUGGACCUGGCAGAAUUCUCAAGAACUCAAAUUCUUACCACCGCUCCCCGACCGAAAAGCCUGUUAGUAAUGUCUUUCUUGAUUCCGAAGAUAUUUCAUCCGAAAAUAUUCCAGAAUCCUCUCCUAUGGAGCUUUCACACUCGGAAAAAGAUGUCACCCUCCAAAACACACUUCAAAAUGCCGGAAGGCGCCGUUCAUCCGCUGGCCAAACUCCUGUCCGUGCCGGCUCUCGUCGUCAAUCCUACACAAAUAGCAAGGAUGGAGAUAUUGAAGAUCAGGAAUCUUCUCCGCGUCUGAAAUGGGAUGAGGCCAACCUGUAUUUGACUGAACAGCAAAAGUCUAGCACUAUGAAAAUCACUGAGCCUAAGACGCCAUACGCAAAACGCUAUGAUCCCUUAGAGGAUGAAGUUGAAUUCAGAACACUCGAUGCAGAGGAGUUAGUUGUAGAUGAGUUGGAUGCUGUGAGGGUAGGAGCUGGUGAAUCAAGCGCAGAUGGGGCAAAAGGUGUUAGAAAGGAUUAUGCCAUGCGUGAAGAGGAUAUCCCUGGAUUAGAACUUGGUGAGCCUGAAGAGGCGGUACCAAUGAAAUUUAGGGAAAGCCAUUCGCCAAAGCAAGUCGUUGUUCAGGAUGACUCCGUGAGCGAACAUCAUGGCGAACCUGGCGAUGAUCCGGAAACGCCAGAGGAAGAGGAAAAACACAGGAAGUUUGCUGAAAUGAGAAAGAGGCACUACGAAAUGAAAGAGGUGGCGAAUCUUUUAGGGCAUCCCGAGGAUCUUGACGAGGAAGAUGACGAUGGCGAUGUUGCUAUUAAAGACGCCUCCAAUGGCAUACCGGAAACAUCCAAUGCUCCAUCACCAGGACUUGCGAAUGGAACCAAUGUGUUAGGGUGA
Messenger RNA from Morchella sextelata, 915 nucleotides. RefSeq lists its product as uncharacterized. Gene Ontology annotation, molecular function: protein phosphatase inhibitor activity. Lineage: Eukaryota; Fungi; Ascomycota; Pezizomycetes; Pezizales; Morchellaceae. Gene Ontology annotation, biological process: regulation of signal transduction. The coding region runs from base 1 to 915 and encodes 304 amino acids. The record is from RefSeq and is a predicted model, not a curated record. The transcript is spliced from 3 exons.